Molecule: messenger RNA, 1636 nt
Organism: Lottia gigantea (owl limpet)
Lineage: Eukaryota; Metazoa; Mollusca; Gastropoda; Lottiidae
Exons: 10
Coding region: 203-1264 (353 amino acids)
Cellular component (GO): cytoplasm
Molecular function (GO): ubiquitin protein ligase activity; zinc ion binding
Source: RefSeq, a predicted model, not a curated record
AUUCAUUGUUGAAAUGGUAUGCUAGAAACGAAAUCGCUUGUUGAAUUGAAUUUUCGAACAAUGUAAAUAUAUUACAUAUUCUAGUAUAUAUGAUAAAGUAUCUGUUUGAUAGUGUAAUGGUUUCAUAAUGUAAAUAAAAAAAAUCAAUGCCCAGUUUCUAUUGCAAAUGACUUCUCCAUAGAUAUCUUGAAAGUAAACAAACAUGUCGGAACUGAAGAAGACAGAAAAUGUGCCAGAAAUUCAGAUUAAUGAUGCCGAAGGCGUCUCCAUGGUAGAAAUUUUAGAGGAAGAAAACAGAUUGAAAGCAGAUGCCGCAGCUGUACUUGGUGCAAGUGAUGAUAAGAAUUGCACUUAUGAUCAGGGCUAUAUUCCAAGACAGGCACUUUAUGCUUGUUCAACUUGUGCAGCAUCUUCAGGCCAGAUAGCUGGUAUCUGUUUGGCAUGUAGUUAUGAAUGUCAUGAGGGCCAUGAUUUGUAUGAAUUGUAUACAAAGAGGUAUUUUAGAUGUGAUUGCGGAAAUGAAAAGUUUUCAGAUUUUGAAUGUAAAUUGAAUAAUAGCAAAGGGGGAAACAAUAGUAGAAAUAAAUAUAAUCAGAAUUUUAAAGGUUUAUAUUGUUCAUGUGAACGUCCCUACCCAGAUCCAGAGGAUGAGACAGAAGAUGAAAUGAUACAGUGCUCAUUAUGUGAAGAUUGGUAUCAUGGAAGGCAUCUGGGAAUUAAAGAUACACUACCAUCAGAUUAUGAAGAGAUGAUCUGUCCGGGUUGUAUCAAUAAACAUGAGUUUCUAUUAUUAUAUUCACCAGCAAAAAUUACAGAGGAUUCAAAUGCUGACAGCAAUUCCUGUUUAUUAAAAAGACUAGAUAAUAAUCAACAAUCCAGUGAUAAAGCCUGUUUUAUGUUUGAAGGAUGGAGAAGUCAACUGUGUAGAUGUACAACUUGUCAGAAAAUGUAUGAAGAGAAGAAUAUAAGUUUUAUAUUAGAUGAAGAUGAUACAGUCCAUGCCUAUGAAGAUAAAGGUUUAGCUUCUCAUAGUUUUACAGAUACCAAUGCUUUACCCAGAGCUUUAUCACAGAUGGAUAGAGUACAGCAAGUGGAACUCAUACAUGGGUAUAAUGAUAUGAAGGAAGGGCUUAGAGAAUAUCUUAGAACAUUUGCAGAAAGUGGAAAGGUGGUCAAAGAAGAACAUAUAAGGGAAUUUUUCAGUCAGAUGCACACAAGAAAACGUCAAAAGACGGAUAGUGGAUUCCAGUAUAGCUGUAAAUAAGAUGCAGAUUUUAACUUUAACUUUUUUUUUAAACACUCAAUUUAAUUUAAAGGGAUGGUUCAGCAAAAUUUGACAAUAAGAGCACAAUAUUUCUAAUGAAUAUUGGUCAAAUUAGAGUUAUUUGUUGUGUUAUUCUGCUGAGUCAUCCAUUUUAAUACAGUAGAAUAAUGCCUGUGAUAGAUUUUAUAUACCAUCUAUUGUUUUACUAAUCAUAUAUUUUGAUCAAAACACUGUCUAUUGAGGUCAUGAAAUGUAAUUUCAUCUUUGUAAAAUCAACUAACUAAGUAAUCAGUGAUUAAAAUUGAAGAUUGAUUGAAGACUUUUUUUUUAAUGGACUAUGUAUCCAAUGUAAAUAAAAUGCAUUUAAAUGAG